Messenger RNA from Choloepus didactylus (southern two-toed sloth), 1250 nucleotides. Its product is annotated as dnaJ homolog subfamily B member 6-like. Gene Ontology annotation, biological process: protein refolding; positive regulation of proteasomal ubiquitin-dependent protein catabolic process. Bases 1 to 981 code for a protein of 326 amino acids. Gene Ontology annotation, molecular function: Hsp70 protein binding; ATPase activator activity. The transcript has a single exon. NCBI's taxonomy places the organism in Eukaryota, Metazoa, Chordata, Mammalia, Pilosa, Megalonychidae. The record is from RefSeq and is a predicted model, not a curated record. Gene Ontology annotation, cellular component: cytosol; endoplasmic reticulum membrane.
AUGGUGGAUUGCUAUGAAGUUCUAGGCAUGCAGAGACAUGCCUCACCUGAGGAUAUUAAAAAGGCAUACCGUAAAUUGGCACUGAAGUGGCACCCUGAUAAAAAUCCUGAGAAUAAAGAAGAAGCAGAGAGAAAAUUCAAACAAGUAGCUGAGGCAUAUGAGGUGUUAUCAGAUGCUAAAAAACGGGACAUCUAUGACAAAUAUGGCAAAGAAGGAUUAAAUGGUGGUGGUGGAGGUGGAAAUCAUUUUGACAGUCCAUUUGAGUUUGGCUUUACAUUCCGUAAUCCAGAUGAGGUCUUCAGGGAAUUUUUUGGUGGAAGGGACCCAUUUGCUUUUGACUUCUUUGAAGACCCAUUUGAGGAGUUUUUUGGAAAUCGAAGAGGCCUCCAUGGAGCCAGAAACAGGGGCACAGGAUCUUUUUUCUCUUCCUUCAGUGGAUUUCCAUCUUUCGGAGGUGGAUUUCCUUCUUUUGAUACAGGAUUUACAUCAUUUGGUUCUCUGGGGCAUGGGGGCCUUACUUCAUUUUCUUCAACAUCCUUUGGUGGUAGUAGGAUGGGCAACUUCACAUCUAUAUCAACGUCUACUAAAAUAGUUAAUGGCAGAAAAAUCACUACAAAGAGGAUUACUGAGAAUGCUCAAGAAAGAGUAGAAGUUGAGGAAGAUGGCCAGUUAAAGUCCUUAACAAUAAAUGGUGUGGCAGAUGAAGAAGCCUUUGUAGAAGAAUGCAGGCGAAGAGGACAAAAUGCCCUGCCUUCCCAGCCAGCCAAUGUCCAUUCGCAGAAGUCUCACAGACCUGCCACUUUACCCAAACAUGUAUCUAACUAUAUUUGUGAGGAGGAGAAUGAGCAAGAUAAACCUCAGGUCACCAGCAACUGGGAUCCCUCCAUUUUUUCCGCAGGAUUCAAAGAAGGUGGCAAGAGGAAGAAGCGGAAGCAGAGAGAGGAGCAGAAGAAGAAGAAGUCGACCAAAGGGAAUCACUAGACUGGACUUACCAGACACAUGCACACUUUUGCACCAAAUGCUCACAUAACGUUGGAGCACGGGCCUGGGUUCUGUGUGUGUUUUGGUUGUACACACUCGAGAUAGAAGUCAUCUUAUUUAAUACUCCAUACCAAGAUCACACUUAUUUUUAGCAGGUCUGUGGACACUUGAUCACUGUAGAUUAGGGAUGUCAGAAGAAGUGAGUUGAUGAUAAUGGUUGACAAUGAUUGAAAUUUGGAACACAGCAUAGACUUAAUUUUGCUUUUCCC